AUGGCCAGCUCCAGACAAGGCCUGUGGCUGCUGCUGACCACCCACCCUGGACCCUCAAAAGUUCAGCACUGGUCCCACAGCUGGUACCCUGGAGGGAAGUGAGCCUCCAGCUCCUCCCAGCACGCUCAACAAGGUCCCCAGGUGGGAGACGGGUCUCCCCAUCUUGAGUGGGAGGAAGAAGGAGGCACCCCACACCAGAUUGCCCAUAGCCUCUCAAGCGAUGGUGAGGACAGUGUGCCCUGGGUGAGCAGGACCACAGGCUAGUGGACCCUCCGCAGGAAACAGCACCUGGGGCACAGACUGCUCGGUAAGCAACGCCGCACGCCCAGGGAGCUGGAAGGCUCCCACGCUGGUCCUCUAGGAGCCUGCAGACCCGCGGGUGGCCGCAUCCUGCUCGGUGAGGCCGAAUUGGGAAAGAAGGGGACGGACUAG
Rhinolophus ferrumequinum (greater horseshoe bat) is the source of this 432-nucleotide messenger RNA. RefSeq names its product progonadoliberin-2. Gene Ontology annotation, cellular component: extracellular region. The record is from RefSeq and is a predicted model, not a curated record. Gene Ontology annotation, biological process: multicellular organism development. NCBI's taxonomy places the organism in Eukaryota, Metazoa, Chordata, Mammalia, Chiroptera, Rhinolophidae. The transcript is spliced from 3 exons. Gene Ontology annotation, molecular function: hormone activity.